This is a messenger RNA of Mytilus trossulus (common blue mussel), 2817 nucleotides long. RefSeq names its product protein NipSnap-like. The transcript is spliced from 10 exons. Gene Ontology annotation, cellular component: mitochondrion. The record is from RefSeq and is a predicted model, not a curated record. NCBI's taxonomy places the organism in Eukaryota, Metazoa, Mollusca, Bivalvia, Mytilida, Mytilidae. The coding region runs from base 39 to 944 and encodes 301 amino acids.
CUUCCGGUAACUUUUCGAGGUCAAAAAACAAAUCGAAAAUGGCCAGCAUUGUUUUGAAGCAAAUAUUUUCUAGAACAGCAACAGCUUCUUGUUGUCAUGUUAGAGCCAUCGCACAGAAUUCAAGCAGAUCUUUAAGCACAUCCCAUACACUGCUUUCUAAUAAAGAGGCUGCUAAAGUGGAACCACAACAAGAAGAACAACAAACAUCCAAAAAUGGAGGAUUCUUUAAAAACUUACUCAGAGUACGAACAUUAAAUCCUACUAAAGAAUCACAUUCUAGUCUUCUUUCGUCCAAAGAAACAGUUUAUGAAAUACAGUUUCAUGCUGUGAAACCUGAGUUUAUGGAAGAUUACUUAAAUCAGUUCUCAAGGUUUCAAGGUCUGAUGCAUGAAAAGAAAACAGGUGCAAAUUUAGUGGCCAGUUUUACAGUGGAAAUAGGAGAUCAAGAUGAAGCUGUACACAUAUGGGAAUAUAAAGGUGGUUAUCCAGUUUUAAACAAUGCUACAGAAAUUUACAGAACAGAUCAGGACUUUAUAGAAUACAGAUUAGCCAGAAAUAAAAUGUUAAGAUCCAGAAAGAAUCAGAUCUUGUUAGCAUUUAGUUUUUGGCCAAAACUUGAACCAAGAAAGGGUAAAAACAUUUAUGAGAUGAGAAGUUAUACACUAAAGGCUGGCACAAUGAUAGAAUGGGCAAAUUGUUGGGCUAGAGGUAUACAGUCCCGAGGACAGGGAGAGGAACCUGUACUGGGUGUAUUUUCACAGAUAGGUGACCUAUAUAUGGUCCACCAUGUUUGGGGAUAUACAGAUUUACAGACCCGUAAAGAGACAAGAGAAGCAGCAUGGAGCAGACCUGGCUGGGAUGAAUGUGUUGCUUACACAGUGCCAUUGAUAAGACAUAUGCAGUCUAGAAUCCUGAUACCAACACCUUUCUCACCUCUCCAGUAGGAGAGUUACUCAGGGAGAACGGACAACGUUCAAAGAUUGCAUUAUAGACUAAACAGUAUACAAAAAACACAGAAUCUUACAAGUUGUAGGAUAGCAUGUUUAUUUCUUGUUUAUAAAUUAAAAAGAGUUGAUAGAAAUACUUGUAUUGUAUAUCAGACAUUUCAAAUGAAAACUUAUUUUGUUUUCAUUCUGAUAGGAUUAUGAUUUUUUGUAAGAAAAAAAUAUAUAUAAAAAUGUUUUAGGUACAUGUAUUUGUAAAAAUAUAAUUUCAAGAUUAUGCAGUUAGACUAGAUGAUUAACUUAUACAGUAGAUAUUUAAAGAUAAAUAAAGUCACUGCAUUUAAGAAGCAGAAUUCAAUAAUUAAAACCUGUAAACAUGUAGCUGAAUUUUAGAAAUAGUGAUGCCAAUCUUGUGGUGUUGAUUUGUAGAUCACUUUGAAGAUUUUAAUGGUUUACUUGACCUUGUCCUCAUUUUCAUGGUUCGUCAAUGUUUUUGUAAUACCUGUAUAAACCCCUCAAUCUCAAAGUUCCAAAUGUCGUUCAAUCACAAUCAGUAAAACAGGGAAGACAUUUCAAUAUGUCAAUUUUUUUUGUUGAUUUUGAUAUUUCUAGUAAGUUUCUUAUGAUUCAUUGUGACCAGUUAAUAUAUUUUUUUUUAUAACUACAAAAUUCUUUACUUUAUAUUUUAUCAGAAUAUAAAUGUGAAUUUGAGAUUUUUAUAGUAUACAAAAAACUCUUUUAUUAAGGGCAAAACUGAAUUUGAAAUUUGGAUAACUUGGUUUUUUUUAAGAAACACUAAACUUGAAUGUGAAGGUCUUAUAGCACUUUGUUGUAUUAUUUACAUUUUUGUAUGUACGUGUACAUGUGUCGUUAGUUCUGGUUAAAGUUUAUGUAUACCUAUAAUACAAAUACAUAUGAGAAAUGUUAUUGAAAAUUUUUUUUGGAAUGAAUAAAAACUAGCUGAGCGAUUGUAUUUGUGAAUGGUUUGAUUGUUCACCUUAUCUGUUUUAAUUAUGAAGACUAAAGCAGAGUUAUCUCCCUGUUGUUUCAUAUCUAUAUCUUAUGUUACUGGGUUGUAUUUGGUGCAUGUUCAUUGUGGUUUGUGUUAAUGUUCAAUUUUCUCUUUUUAUUAUAUUAUAUGUUUUUUUUCAUGGAAUGAAAUGAGUUGUUAAAUAAUACUGUCGGUUUAAAAGUAUUGAUAUUUUACUGAAAAUAAAAUUAUUUAAGAUAUGGAAAUGUAUAAGUAAAAUAUAUAAAAUAAAUUUAAUAAAUAAAAAGAUAAGUUUACCAUAUUUAUUCUUUUAAAAAAAGAACAAUUAUGUAUAAUUGAAAAAACUUAUUACAGAGUUUUAUAGAACUUGAGAAAAGUAAUUGCAAUAUAUGUAGUAUUAUUUUUCAAAUAAAUGCAUUUUGUCCAUUUAAACUAUUCUUUAUUUGUAAUACUUUUUUGGUGAAGUUUAUUUUAACUGUAAAAUGAAUUGCAAACAAAUUGAAAUAAUCUUUUAGUAUUUAACUAAUUGUUUGAAAUUAUUAAGGACUAUGUUGUACAGGAUUGUUAUAAAACUUAUCAUAUUAUUGAGUAAAACUCGAACUGUACCUGCUUUUAAACUUACAAUUAAAAGACAAAAUAAAAUGUCUGCCAUAUUAUAAUACAAAUGUAUAGUGAAGACUGAGAUCUUAAAGCAUGAGAAAAUUUGAAAAUGUUAGAAAAUAAAAAAUACUGUCUAUAGCCACCAUAUAUUGCAUUAGAUCUCACAAAGUCUAUGACAGCAUUAUAUAAUGAUCUAUAAACACAUCUGUACUCACUUUCUUAGAUGUGUGUAAUAUAGAUGGAAUAUAUUUUAAAACAAUAAAUUGUUAUUUAAGUGAAAAA